CGUGCGUUUUAUAAUCGUUCUCGAAUAAUUCCGAGUAGUGUGCAUCCUUGACUCUUUUAACGUAAUCCACGUUUGGUUUUAGUACCGGACGAAGAUUUUUCACGUCUCCCAAAUUAUUCUUCCAGAAAGAGAAAGAAAGCGAGAGGAAAAAUCGCUCUCAGGAGGUCUCCCACCGCGAGAAACAUUUCCGUCAACAACUUAACAUGUUCAUGACCGCCGUAAGAACCGUCGUACGCCGCUCGUUCUCCACGUCGAAAUGGGCAACAGCACAGCAGAUGACCGUGCGAGAUGCUUUGAACUCGGCCUUGGAUGAGGAAAUGGAAAGGGAUGAAAAGGUAUUUCUUCUCGGCGAAGAAGUAGCUCUCUAUGAUGGCGCAUACAAAGUUUCCCGAGGUCUCUGGAAGAAGUAUGGAGACAAACGUGUCAUUGACACGCCGAUCACAGAGGCUGGUUUCACAGGCAUCGCGGUUGGAGCAGCUAUGGCCGGCCUGCGACCAGUCUGUGAAUUCAUGACGUUUAAUUUUUCGAUGCAAGCAAUCGAUCACAUCAUCAACUCUGCUGCCAAGACGUUCUACAUGUCUGCAGGUAGAGUCAAUGUGCCAAUCGUGUUCCGCGGUCCCAAUGGUGCUGCUGCAGGCGUAGGAGCUCAACAUUCGCAGUGUUUUGGUGCCUGGUAUAGUCAUUGUCCCGGUUUAAAAGUAGUGUCACCCUAUAACAGCGAAGAUGCCAAGGGUUUGCUUAAAGCAGCCAUUCGAGAUCCUGAUCCAGUGGUGGUGCUCGAGAAUGAAAUAUUGUAUGGUGUACAGUAUCCUAUGUCUGAUGAAGCUUUAUCCAAGGACUUUGUUUUACCCAUUGGCAAGGCCAAAGUAGAACGAGCGGGCAAUCAUGUAACAUUGGUAGCACACUCCAAAGCUGUCGAGGAGGCUCUGGAAGCGGCCAAUGAACUUGCUGGAAAAGGAAUCGAGGCCGAAGUGAUUAAUCUACGUUCUCUCAGACCAUUAGACGUGGACACCAUUAUACAGUCUGUGGUGAAGACGAAACAUUUGUUGACAGUUGAACAGGGUUGGCCACAGUGCGGUAUCGGAGCGGAAGUCAGUGCAAGAAUCGCCGAGAGUGAAGCCUUUUAUCAUCUUGACGCACCUGUCAUUCGCAUCACGGGAGUCGACACGCCUAUGCCAUAUGCGAAAUCGCUGGAGAUCGCGGCCUUGCCACAGAUCAAAGACAUAGUGAACGCCGUUAACAAAUUGUUAGGAGUCACGCAGUAGUCUAUUGUAUACGCGUACUUAGGCGAAAUUAUUAUAUUUUUACGAUUUUCCUGAUACGCCAAUUUUCCUAUUCCCAUCUGCCACACCUCUACAAUACACAGUGUACCUCAUCCAAUACUGUGUUGAUAUUGUAUAGAAGACUGGACAUCUUAUCAUUGGACAUUUGGGAGGAUUCCGAUAGCGCACAUCGUUAAUUGGCCAAUUUAAAAUAAAAUAUUUUCAUUGGUAAAGCAAUAAAAAAUUACUAGCGGAUGUGAGUGGAUGUGUGCUUUCGCACUGUGCGCUAAUGGGACCGUCUCCAUCUUAUAAGUUUUAUUUGUAUAACAAUUCUUACAAGAAAGUAUGUUUGGGUGUAAAGGAGAUGUACACUGAUUAUAAUGUAUAAAUGAGGUUUGAGCAAAUGUGCUUCUUGAAACUAGCACGUAAUAUGUGCGAUGUGUAUUCUGUACAUUGAUAUAUGCGAUAUUAAUAAUGUUAUUAGACAAUGCGAUAAUAAAUGUAAAUAUAUAUAUAAGAAAGAAUUAGUAAGAAUAAGUCAAAAUUUUAGUAUAUAAAUAGUGCUAUUUUAUUUGAAACAUCCAAUUGUUAUUAUCAUCAACGAAUGUGCAAUAAUUGAAACAUUCUAAUUUAUUUCAUUAAUAUUCAUAUUGGAUUUAAAUAAAUUGAAGUUAACUUUCAAUUGAAUAUAUAUGAUGGCCACAUUCAGCAAAAGUCGGCGUUUAGUAAGCGUUUUGCGUAGAUUAUCCUCUUUGAUCUAAAGGAAUAUAUACAU
Molecule: messenger RNA, 2037 nt
Organism: Trachymyrmex septentrionalis
Lineage: Eukaryota; Metazoa; Arthropoda; Insecta; Hymenoptera; Formicidae
Gene: Pdhb
Product: pyruvate dehydrogenase E1 component subunit beta, mitochondrial-like
Exons: 5
Coding region: 204-1265 (353 amino acids)
Biological process (GO): pyruvate decarboxylation to acetyl-CoA
Molecular function (GO): pyruvate dehydrogenase (acetyl-transferring) activity
Source: RefSeq, a predicted model, not a curated record